Messenger RNA from Pseudogymnoascus verrucosus, 1339 nucleotides. RefSeq lists its product as uncharacterized. Bases 170 to 1264 code for a protein of 364 amino acids. The transcript has 4 exons. The record is from RefSeq and is a predicted model, not a curated record. NCBI's taxonomy places the organism in Eukaryota, Fungi, Ascomycota, Leotiomycetes, Thelebolales, Thelebolaceae. Gene Ontology annotation, biological process: glucose metabolic process. Gene Ontology annotation, molecular function: NAD binding; oxidoreductase activity, acting on the aldehyde or oxo group of donors, NAD or NADP as acceptor; NADP binding.
GCUCACAAUUAUCAAAAAACACAAUGUAUCAAUUAAUCACGAUGGUCUAUGCCCGGGGGUUGAGAUAAGUAGAGUCCGGUGUUUACUUCAAUAUAGAUCGUGGGAACAUAACUUACCUUUCACUCCACCCAUUAUUGAAUUUUAAAUAUUUUCUGUGAAUUAAUUCACUAUGCCCGCGACUUUGGACGGAAGGGAAUCUCUCUUACCAUUAGUUCCGCAAGAGAUUAUCAAAGUAGGGAUCAAUGGAUGGGGAAGAAUUGGCCGCGUCGCAUUCAGAAACUCUCUAUCUCGAAAAGAUAUACGCAUAGUGGCAAUCAACCACACAUGCGCCUCGAUAGCCGAUAUCAUUCAUCAAAUCCUCUUUGAUUCUACACAUGGUCCUCUAAGCCGGAGUGUGGAUGUCAAACAAAACGCUGUUUUUGCUGUAGACGCAAACACCCUGUCUGUCUGUGGAGAACAUGUGCAUUUGACUUCGGAACGAGAUCCCAAGUUUUUGGACUGGACGAUUUCAGGAGCGGAGUAUAUCAUCGAAAGCACAGGCAAAUUUACAACUUCAUCACUAGCCAGUCUUCACAUCGAGCAUGCCGGGGCAAAGAGGGUACUUAUCUCUGCCCCGAGCAAGGACGCACCUACAUUCGUCUACGGUGUCAACACCUCACAGUAUCCCAUCAUAAACCCUCCAAGUAUAGUAUCAUGCGCGAGCUGUACUACUAAUUGUCUUGCCCCUCUGGCAAAAACUUUGAACGACAAAUUUGGUAUUGUUCAGGCCCUUAUGACCACAGUCCAUGCCUCUACAAGAUCACAACCUGUACUGGAUGGAUACAGCAAAAGAGAUCGUCGAGCCGGGCGGGCCGUGCUGGGAAAUGUUAUUCCGACCACAACUGGUGCAGCAAAGGCAGUUUCGACUGUGCUUCCAGAACUGGCUGGGAAGAUGACUGGCAUCUCUCUCCGAGUUCCAACCAACAAUGUGUCGCUUGUUGACCUGACAAUAAAUUUCGAACACGAAACUUCGCUAGCGGAGAUCCUGACACAACUGGAACUGGCUUCAAUGGGUCCUCUGCAAGGCGUGUUAACAGUCGAGCACAGUGAGCUAGUCAGCUGUGAUUUUCAGGGCAAUCCUCAUAGCUGCGUAGUGGAUGCGAAAGCUUGCGUUGAGCUGAACCCCAAGUUCUUCAAAAUCUUAGCAUGGUACGAUAAUGAGUGGGCGUAUUCAUCUAGGUUGUUGGAUAUGCUCACCAUGAUGGCUAAAUUUGAUAGAUUAUAAUAUAAUAUAAAUCACGUAGAGUUUAUCUUAUAAGUAAGUAUAUACUUAUAAUGUGGUGCUUAGUUUAAACUGUGC